AUGGUUUUGAAAAAUAAUGGUGAAUUUGCGAAUCUAUCGCUGAGCAAGUUUAUUGAAAAGCUUGAAGUUCAAGAGAUGGAACAACGGAAGAUGGAGAAAAUGAAGAAUUAUAAUGGUGAUCAAGACAUUGAUUCAACUGUUGAAGAUGAAAUGGCGUAUGUUUAUUAUGAAUCUCAGCAAUACAGUCUUAAAAAGAAAGAAGAAGAACCAGUUGCAAAAGAAGAGGCUUCAGAAAAAGCACCUAUCUUUGAUCACUCAUCAGAUGAAGAGAGUGAUGAUGACAGUGAAGAAAUUCGAAAAAUUGAAUUUUAUAAAAGAGAAUUUUCACCUGAUAGAUAUAAUUUGUAUUUUGCAGGUAAAAUGGAAGAGAUCAAUGAAAGACAAGCUGCGAAAAAGAAGAAUCAUAAAGCAGCAACUGUUAAAGAAAAAGAUGAUAGUGAUGAUGAAAAUGGUCGAGCCGUAAAGAAGCAGUUUAAAGAAACUCCAGUUAUCAAGAUUGAGAAGGAAGCUGAUACUGAAAAGAUGCCUGAGAAGAUUUAUCCUACAGUAGAAGGCAUGAAAGCGUUUGAAGAGGAGAAACCUGAAGUAAAGAAUAGCGGAAAUUUGAAGUGUUUUUACAAGGGGCAAAUUCCAACAAGUUGA
Messenger RNA from Helianthus annuus (common sunflower), 642 nucleotides. RefSeq names its product protein PXR1-like. The record is from RefSeq and is a predicted model, not a curated record. NCBI's taxonomy places the organism in Eukaryota, Viridiplantae, Streptophyta, Magnoliopsida, Asterales, Asteraceae. Bases 1 to 642 code for a protein of 213 amino acids. The transcript is spliced from 4 exons.